Gaeumannomyces tritici R3-111a-1 is the source of this 975-nucleotide messenger RNA. Its product is annotated as nascent polypeptide-associated complex subunit alpha. The transcript is spliced from 4 exons. Gene Ontology annotation, biological process: protein targeting to membrane. Bases 128 to 748 code for a protein of 206 amino acids. Gene Ontology annotation, cellular component: nascent polypeptide-associated complex; cytoplasm. Lineage: Eukaryota; Fungi; Ascomycota; Sordariomycetes; Magnaporthales; Magnaporthaceae. The record is from RefSeq and is a predicted model, not a curated record.
GAAUUGCCCCCCAUUGAAGUGUGCGCAACACCAGAAGAAGCCUGCCCGCAUUCGAGAGAUCCAACAUCGCAAAGCAAAGCAAAACAUACAGCGGGUGGUUUAGUAAAUUUCUUCAGCCUCAGUCAAAAUGGCCAACCCACGAGUCGAGGAGCUCCCGGACGAGGAGCCCAAGAAGACCACGGUCGAGGAGCACGACGAUGACAGCAGCUCCGACUCGGACGGCGAGGGCGAGACUAGCCUGCCCGCCGGCUCGACCGCCGUCAUCCACUCCCGCAACGAGAAGAAGGCCCGCAAGGCCAUGGAGAAGCUGCACCUGAUCCGCGUCGACGGCAUUACCCGCGUCACCCUGCGGCGGCCCAAGAACAUUCUCUUCGUCAUCAACAACCCCGAGGUGUACAAGUCGCCCAACAGCGGCACCUACAUCGUCUUUGGUGAGGCCAAGAUUGAGGACCUGAACGCCUCGGCCCAGGCCGCUGCCGCCCAGCAGCUCGCCCAGCACGGCCACGACCACGACCACGCCAGUGGCGCCCACAGCCACGGCGAGUCCAGCAAGGCCGUCGAGGCCGACGCAAAGAAGGAGGAGGAAGAGGAAGACGAUGACGAUGAGGAGGUGGACGCGGACGGCAUCGAGGACAAGGACAUUGAGCUCGUCAUGACCCAGGCCGGCGUCUCGCGCACCAAAGCCAUCAAAGCGCUGAAGGAGAACGACAACGACAUAGUCAACUCCAUCAUGGCUCUAAGUGUCUGAUCCGGGGGCCUAGGGGCGCUGUCGGCCCGUCGCUUUUAGGCGGGCUCAGCGGAAGGACGCGCCUGCGGAUGGCGUGCAUGACUGUUUGGCGGACAGGGAUCGUAGCCCGGUCGGGACAAGGGACGGUGCAUGGCGAUGCUCGAUUUUUGCUACUUGGUCACGAGGUUAUAACAACAAAAAGAAGAGAGAGCACAUCAGGAACAGAAAUGAAACAUCUGUCUGGGGUA